This is a messenger RNA of Lampris incognitus (smalleye Pacific opah), 5515 nucleotides long. It is a transcript of the gene ltbp3, whose product is annotated as latent transforming growth factor beta binding protein 3. NCBI's taxonomy places the organism in Eukaryota, Metazoa, Chordata, Actinopteri, Lampriformes, Lampridae. Bases 487 to 4353 code for a protein of 1288 amino acids. Gene Ontology annotation, molecular function: calcium ion binding. The transcript has 29 exons. The record is from RefSeq and is a predicted model, not a curated record.
GAGCGACAAGGGGGGAAAGAAGAACGACAAAAGCGGAACGAGUUCGGGCAAUUUUGAUUUGACUUUCUCUCCCCCCCUCCGCCACGGACCACCACCAACCAGCCAGCCAGCCUGCCUCUGUAACUUGGGAGCAAAAAGUUAUCAAGAUGCCAGCGAGGUUUGCCUUUCCGGAUGAGUUUACGUCACUUGUAUGUGUGCGGGGAUCGUAAUUUGUUUCUCCAUUAGGGUUAAAGAGGAGAAAGGGGGGGUAGGUAGGUAGGUAGGUAGGUAGGUAGGUAGGAAGCUCUCACUAGGGGGCUAAGCCACAGAUACUCCCCGCAUGACACUUCAAAGAAAACAACGACGACGGUCAGCUGUUCGAGGGGGUUAAAAAAGACAAAAAAAAGAAAAAAAGAAAAAGAGAGAGAAAGAGCCGCCGGGUGAGCGGGUCGGAGUGAUUGGACGCCCAAGCCUUGCCCGCGGACGGCGGCGGCGGAGGAUGCCAGGAUGCCCUCUCUGAUUCCUCAUCUGCUGGUCGUCUGGCUGAGUGUUUACGGGCUGGUGCGGUGCACGGAGCGCGCGUCCGCCCGCGAGCGCUUCAAAGUGGUCAUCGCCCCUCUGAUCUGCAAGAGGAUCUGCCUGAAGGGACAGUGCCGGGAUACCUGCGAGCAAGGCAACAACACGACGCUGAUCGGCGAGAACGGACAGGCGGCGGACACGCUCACCGGACCCGGCUUCCGAGUGGUUGUGUGUCCACUGACGUGUAUGAAUGGCGGAGUAUGCAGCUCCAGGACUCACUGUCUGUGUCCGUCUGGUUUCACCGGUCGGCUCUGCCAGUUUCCACUCCAGCAGAUGCAACAAGCUCAGGCAGCACGUGGCAACAAGCAGCCUGUCUACCCUGUAUCAGUAAAGCCAGACAGCCAGAACCAAGGCGAGCAAACGGCAAUGGGGCGUACCCAGCUGGCACAAACACACUCAGUUUUUACCCUGCCCCUGGUGCAAGGAGGGCACCACUCAUCAGAAGUGCAGAUUAACUUACGGGUCCACCACACCCCGGACACCUCCGUGAUCAUUCAUCCUCUUGAGCAGUCCGACGCCAAGCCUCCUCACAAGGCCAUGGCGCGCGUGGCCCAGCAGAGACACAAACCGAAGGGCCGUUGCUUCCAGGAGACCACCCCCAAACAAGCUUGUAACAGCACCCCACUCCCUGUUCUGACCAACCAAGAGGACUGCUGUGGAAGUGUGGGGAAUUCAUGGGGACAAAAUAAAUGCUAUCAAUGCCCAAAGCUACCAAAUGCAUCUGUCAAGCAGACCAUUGUUGAAGACUAUGGCUCCACCUGCCCACAGGGCUACAAAAGAUUCAACAGCACACACUGUCAAGAUAUCAAUGAGUGCUCCAUGCAGGGGGUGUGUCAGAACGGAGACUGUCUAAACACACUGGGCAGUUUCAAGUGUUUCUGCAAGGCUGGUUUGGUGCUCGACAGGAACAGAUGUGUAGAGUCUCCGGCCGAGCAGGGUCAGUGUUUCCUCAUGGUGUCUGAGUCUGGCCAUUGUGAGCAUGCCCUGCCCACUCCACAUACCCAGGAGAUGUGCUGCUGCACGGUGGGCAAAGCCUGGGGCAGCAAUUGUGAAAGAUGUCCGCAGAUUGGCACAGCGGCGUUCAGUAAGAUUUGCCCAGCCGGAAGAGGCUACAUCCUCCAAAAUGUGAGAGAGACUGUGGCCUUCCCUCCUCAUAUCUACGCCGUCGCGGAGAAUGGUGUUCGCAAGCCAGACAAGACACAACAGGGAGAAAUCAAGACACCGGAGAGACCACCAGAGACGACCACCGCUGUACAACAGGCUCCCAUCAGUACCAACGGUCCACGUGUGCCGAUUGCCAAACCCACUCCUCCACCAAUCAUCAGGGUGAACCCAGGCAACGACCCCUUUGAAACACAGACUCAAGUGUCACCAGAGAUAGAUGAAUGCAAGCUAAGCAGGAACAUAUGUGGUCAUGGAGAGUGUGAGAACAGCCCGAGCGGCUACACCUGUCACUGUCAUCCUGGCUACCGUCUCCAUCCUCAGAGGAACAGCUGUGUGGAUGAUGAUGAAUGUGACUCAGAGCCAUGUGGCCAUGGCAGAGGCAUCUGCGUCAACACAGAAGGAGCUUACCAAUGCCACUGUCGCCAUGGCUACAAGCACAUGGUGCAUCAUGGGAGACUCAAAUGUGUAGAUAUAAACGAGUGCUCCAAGCAGGACAUCUGUGGUGCAGGGGGUCAGUGUAUGAACUUGCCGGGUUCCUAUAAAUGUGAAUGUCACAAAGGCUUUAGGAGCAAAUCCCACCGUCAACCAACCUGUGAAGAUAUAAAUGAGUGUUUGAAUCCCAACACUUGUCCCAACGAGCAAUGUGAGAACACGCCAGGCUCCUAUGAGUGUGUUCCUUGCUUACCGGGUCACGAAGCUCAAGGUGGCACCUGCUAUGAUAUCAACGAGUGUCAGAAACACGGUGUGUGUCCCAAGGGCCGCUGCGAAAACCUCCCUGGUACUUAUCGAUGCCUCUGCAAUGAGGGCUUCCUGCCAUCCGCAGACAGCAAAAGUUGCAUAGACAUUAAUGAGUGUGAGGAUGACCGGCUGUGCGCCAACGGCCGCUGUGUCAAUGCAGAAGGCUCCUUCUAUUGCCGGUGCUACCCAGGAUACCAGCGCACACAGGAAGGAAGCCACUGUGAAGAUAUCAAUGAGUGUGACAGGCCCUCAAACUGCCAAAGGGGCCGCUGCAUCAACAAUAUGGGCUCUUACCACUGUGAGUGCCAGAAGGGCUACAUGCUGGUUGGAGGCCAGAGAUGCCAAGACAUAGAUGAGUGUGCAGCAGACAGAAGUCUUUGCCAGCCUCACGGGAGUUGUGAGAACAGACCUGGUUCAUAUAUGUGUGUGUGCAAUUAUGGCUACGUCCUCUCUGAGGACAAACACAGCUGUGAAACAGUUGAGGUGCAGAUGGAUGAAAAGAAGGAGUGCUACCUGAACCUUGAUGACACUGUGUUCUGUGACAGCGUCCUGGCCACCAAUGUCACCAGGCGAGAGUGCUGCUGUUCUAUCGGGGUCGGAUGGGGGGAUCACUGCGAAAUCUACCCCUGCCCUGUCUACCACUCAGCCGAGUUCCACUCCCUGUGUCCAGUGGGGCGAGGUUUCUACCAUGAGGAAGGAACCACAGAAUAUGGCCUGUUUCUUCGCAGAGAUAUAGAUGAGUGUGUGCUCUUCGCCAAUGAGAUCUGCAAGGAGGGCCGCUGUAUGAACACACAGCCAGGCUACGAGUGCUAUUGUCAGCAGGGUUUCUACUAUGACAGUAACCUCCUUGAGUGCAUUGAUGUGAAUGAAUGCCACGAUGAGUCUCUGUGUACUAACGGACAGUGCGUCAACACCAGAGGGUCCUUCUACUGCAACUGUAAGGCCCCCUGGACACCAGACUCCAACAAGAAGAAGUGUGUGAUCACAACAGUAUCAGGUGAUUCAACGUUAACUGUGCAAAUCAUGUUGCAGAAUCGUGUGCAAAUCUGUGCAGAUCGCGUGGUGUCUAAACAGGAGACCUGCUUAAACAGUAUUGACGAAUGCCAGGAUCCAGCCAACUGUAAAAACGGACACUGUGUGGACACCCCUGGGUCCUACUACUGCAUCUGCUCACCACCCUGGACCCUGGCCACCGACCGCAACAGCUGUGUGACCCCCGAGGAGCAGGCUGAUGUGAAUGAGUGCCAGGACCCCUCGUACUGUAAGAAUGGGAGGUGUGUGAAUACGCCAGGCUCCUUUCACUGUAUUUGCAACCAGCCCCUCACCUUCAGUGCAGCGCUCAAACAGUGCGUCUAUGACGACCGCACGGCGGCCCAUAAGGACGUGUGUUUUCUACAGGUGGACGAGGACUUGAUCUGCAGCAUGCCCAGAAACGGCCUGGUGGUCACCUACUCGGAAUGCUGCUGUCAUUAUGGUCGUGGGUGGGGGCCUGAGUGCCGUACCUGUCCACAGAGAAACUCUGUGAUUUUCAGCCGUCUGUGUGAGAUGCAUCUGGAGACAGAGUCUGACGGGGAACUAGAUUUCCUGGCAGCUUUUGCCAACUACAACCCAGGUGACAGUUCAGAGGAGGAUUCAGAUGAAUGCAGCUGUGCCAACGGCCGUUGUGUCCCUUCCUACCUGGGAACCAUGUGUGAGUGUAAUCCGGGUUAUAGGCUGGACCACUCCCGUACCCGUUGUUUAGAUAUCGAUGAGUGCGCUGAGCCAGGAGUUCGUAUCAACACCUGCAAGAACGCUCGGUGUGUCAACACCUCCGGCUCCUUCAAGUGCUUCUGCAAACAAGGCUUUGUGGCCGCGCGGAGACCGAACGUUUGUGUCCGUCACAGAGCUCGAUAACCUCCGUCUCUCGCCUUGUAAAUUCCGGUCAGUCUGACAAACCCAAACAUGCCCCUUCGAGGUUCAGCUCUGUCUCACAAUUAAAACUUGUAAUUAUUUGCCUGUGUGUAUACUGUGUUCCUAAAAACUUGUUCACUCGUUGGGGGGAAGGGGGGGGGGGAUCCAUACCAUUUUGUACGGCUUAUUAGAAAUGUACCGAUCAUUGUGUACUCCUUUCUCCUUGUUGCACAAAUAAAUCUACACAGACCAAGGCAUAGGCUUGUUUUGUUAUGCAUUUUUGUAAUUAUUGUUUUGUUAAAACUGUUAAUGAACUUUAAUAUGGGUGUUUUGUCCGAUGUUGUAGUUGUGUUGGUGUUAUGUUGGUCUUCAUUCUGCAUUUUAAUAUGUUUGUUCUCAAGGCUUCGGUUCAUUUUAAUGAUGCUUUUCAAAGUAAUUCCCCGCAAAUGUAGGAAUUUGCACAUCGUUCUAAUCGUGUAGAAUAGCACAAUACGUGUUUGUGAACCUCUCCCUCCCGAAGCCCUAAUCUCACAGAGAAUUGUGACCCUGAAAAUGUGUCUUUACUUGGACAAUUUCAGUUUUUUUUUUUUUAUGACAUUUACAAGAUCAAGGUUUGAUAGCUCUUUCAUAGCUGGUCAUCUGCACAAAACUGACUGGACUUGUCCUAGACCUAGAUGCUGGGGCGAGAAUACCAUGUGAACUUUUCACUUUUAGUGGCCCUCCCUUUGACAUCUUCACUUUAGAAUAAAGUCUGUAAUGUCUGGAAUGAGUGUGCAUCCUCUACUUGGGAUGUGUCUGUCUCUAUUUUGUGUUUUUUUUUUUAAACCAUGCAUUGGUGAAUUUGUUUGUACAGUUUGUUGUUUCAGAAUAUCCUUGGUUCUUGUCUGAAUAAUGGAUGCCUACCUAUCUUUGCAUUUUUGUUAUACAGUAUUGGAAGUGGAAGUGUUUUGUAUAAUUUUGACAAAUGCACCUAAGUGGACUUAUGGCAAUCGUGCUAAGCAAUGACUCAAGAGGGAACGUCUGCUUCGUGUAGCAGACUGAUCAGGAAGAAAAUGUGACAGCUCUUGGCUAAACUGCUGCAUUUUGUCUAUUAGCCUAAUUUACAGAACCAAAGACGCUUUGAGGAAAGAAUAAUUUUGAUUAAAAGACAGAUGUCAACCACUCA